CUUCCCAACAAAAGAAACCAAGCAGGCUAGAAAGAAAUUUUCUGUGCAUCACAACCCAAAAUUUGGCCUAAAAAUGAUCCAAAAACUAAGACCUGAGGGUUGUUCUCAAUCAAUAAUGCUAUAUCAAUACUGGUUUCUUUCAUAAGUUUUCAUUUGGACGCAAAUAUACGGAUUUUAUAGCAGCUUAAAGCCGGGUAAAAUGUCUUGUGAUGGAAAUAAGAUCAUGGUUUUCCGUCCGACACGCGCUGAAUUCGCCAAUUUUUCAGAUUAUAUUCGUAAAAUGGAGUCACAGGGCGCUCAUCGAGCAGGAAUAGCAAAGAUUAUUCCUCCAAAAGGAUGGAUCCCGAGGAGAAAUUAUAGUACCGUUGAUGUGGAAAUUCCUGCCCCUAUUCAUCAAGUCAUUACAGGGACGCAAGGUCUGUUUCAGCUCUUCAAUGUUCAAAAGAAAAAGCUGUCCUACAAAGAAUUCAAGAAAUUGGCAAACAGUGAAAGGUAUCGUCCACCAAAACAUGCAGACCACGAUGAACUGGAGAGAAAAUACUGGAAAAACCUGACAUUCAAUGCCCCAAUCUAUGCCGCUGAUAUAUCAGGGUCAAUCUUUGACAAAGAUGUCAAAGAGUGGAAUAUCAGUAAACUGAACACAAUCCUUGACCUAAUUGAAGACAAAUAUGGUGUCAAAGUUGAGGGGGUAAACACACCAUACCUGUACUUUGGUAUGUGGAAGGCAACCUUUGCUUGGCAUACAGAAGAUAUGGACUUGUACAGUAUUAACUAUGUACACUUUGGAGCUCCCAAGACUUGGUACGCCAUUCCUCCUGAACAUGGACAGCGCCUUGAACGUCUCGCAGCAGGUUUUUUCCCCGGAAGUCGGCAAAGUUGUUCUAAUUUCCUUCGCCACAAGAUGACUAUAAUUUCACCUCAAGUUCUCAAGAAAUUCUCCAUUCCUUUUGAUAAGGUAACGCAAGAAGCAGGAGAGUUUAUCGUGACAUUUCCAUACGGCUAUCACUGUGGGUUUAAUCACGGUUUUAAUUGCGCAGAGUCUACAAACUUUGCCUCAGAGCGAUGGAUAGACUUUGGCAAGAAGGCUCACGUGUGCCAAUGCAAAAAAGAUUCAGUAAAAAUUUGCAUGGACGCAUUUGUAGAGAAGUACCAGCCUGAUCUAUGGGAGGACUACCUUGCGGCAAAGAAGAAGGAAGAGGGUAGCGACAGCGAGAGUGAAAGCUCGAGUGAAGAGGAAGAUAGUGAAGAUGAAAGCGGUGAAGACGACAACGAAACAACCAGUAAAAGUCAAAAGAAACCUGUAGCUUCCCGUCGACCAACUAAGCGAACUGCUAGAAAAAGUCAGGAUGUGGUAUCCCCACGUCAUUCCAAGCGCCAGCCUCCAGUGACCAAGUCUGUUACUCUACCGAGCUCACAGAGCAAGCUAGAAGAACUAAACAAAGACCCAGUUCACCCAUCGUCGAGCAAGAAGCGAUCCAUUGCUAUACCUCACAUUGUUGAAGGCCUAGAAGGACUAUGGAACCAUCAGUCACCUUGCUUUAAAACAGAACAAGCUUUUAAUAUGAUCAUGGCCGAGUUAGAACCUUACUGUGCACUCUGUCAGUUAUUCGCCAAAUUGAAGGAGGAUAUUUUAACUCACAUUAAAGAAAAACUACCAAAAAGAAUCAAAUCAUCACCAGAAAACUCACCAAAAACCGAAUCCCCGACCACCCGUAGUUGGCUGAAGCCUUCCAAACCUAUCCUACCGGAGAUUUGUUUCAUGUCGGAGGGUUCAAGCCCGGAGAGUAUGGGAUCGUGGAUUGAUCACCGGAUUUCUAACGAUACUGAAAGUCCUUUACUGUGCUGUGAGACAUGUAGAGUUGUCGUCCAUGAAAGUUGCUAUGGAACCGAUAAUCUGACCUCAGAAAAACCAUGGAAGUGUGAUAGAUGUCGUCAAGACGACGAAGAUGAUAUCAGAUCUGCGCAUUGCUGUUUAUGCUGUGUUCGUGGAGGAGCCUUGAAGAAAACAACAGACAACAGAUGGGCUCAUAUUGGCUGUGCGCUGACCAUUCCUGAAGUAGCAUUUCAGGACAUCGGUAAUCGAAAUGACAUUAAUACAGACAAGGUACCUCAAGGCAGGAAAAAACUGAAAUGUUCGAUAUGUCGUUCAGUAAGCUCAGAUCUUCAAAGCGCAUGCGUACAAUGCUGUGCGGGUAAGUGCGCCACAGCAUACCACGUGACGUGCUAUAUUUUGGCGGGAAAUAAGCUCGAGCCUAGCGAUUGGCCUCAACCUGUUGAAACAUACUGCGAAAGACAUAGUAGGAAUAAAUUUAAGUCAAAAGAACGAGAUUUUUCUGAAAUCAGUUGUGGAGAAUCUGUCAUAGCAAAACAUAAAAAUGGAAGAUAUUACAAGGGAAAAGUCAUUAGCAUGACAUCAGAGGAUUUCUACAUGGUGUCGUUCGCUGAUGGUUCUAUUUGUGAUACAGUUACCCCGAAAGAUAUCGAGGGAUACGAGGACAGACAAGAUGACAUUCCCGAGGGCACCGUAAUAUCCAUUAAAUGGGAAGACGAUACAUUAUGGAAGGCUAAAAUAAAUGGUAGACGAAUAAUUGUGACCUAUCAGAUAAAGUUUGAAGAUGAAUCUUUCUUGGGAGUGCGGCGAGAAGAUGUGUAUAAAGAAGGCGUAGAACUACCCGCUAAAGUACGCCAGAGAAUGUCCAACGCAACUGAAACAGCAAACCUAUCAAGUUGGGAUGACAUGCCUAAGGAAGCGAAGCGAAGACGGAAGACAAACCCUCGUUAUGCGUCGUCCACAUUCACCUAACUUACCUGAAUCUGGUCGUGCAUGGAAAUGGGAAGCACCUCUUCAUGCAUCUUCGUAAAUCUGGCCCGAUUCUUUUUGCGUCUUUUUCAUUAUGAUGCGCACUUCCGGGAUUCAUCUUGCAUGGGUCGUUUAUUGUUGGAAAACUGAGUUUUUACGUUAUUGAGUGUUGCGCACCGGUUCGUAAAGGGAAUAACGCAUGUUGGUAUUUCAUUCCUGGUCGUCUUGCCUUUGCUACUGAAUCAAAAUAGUAGAAAAGAUACCCAUCUGGAGCUAUCUGGGUCGCGGAAAUACAGAAUAUGGAGUAAAGAUAUGGAGUGAAGCCAUAUUGCGUCGUAGAUAGUGAGGUUCAUUUGUACUUUCUGAUUGGCUCAGAUCGAAAGCCUACUCCCGACCCUUGAGUUCUGUCUGUCAUUCUUACUGCGCAUGCUCAACAAAAUGGCACUUCGAUGAGCAUGCGCAGUAAGCAGACAGGGGUCUGGGUCGUGAUUGAUCGGUAGCCCUUCACAGCCGUACCACAGGGCUCCUACUCGAGCAACGUAGAUCUUUGUUUUCCUAUUCCACGUCGCAAACCAUGAUUAUUAUUUAACCUUUUGCUAUAUUUAUUUAUAGCGAGUCUAGUUUUAGAACUUCAUUUUGAUAUAUUUUUCUACGCAUUCUUUAAUUUUCUAAAGAGUAUCAGUUAGUCUUGACUUAUAAAGUCAUCUUAACGUUACCACAGACCCCUUGCACUAAUUCCCACUCUGGGGGUUAAAACAAAAGUACUCCCUUUUCUUGAAAAUAGGACGUUUGCAUGAUGGCGUCAUUUGACUCCCACUACCAUAAUGCUUCGCGAAUUUUCUUUCAUAUUCAAAUUUGUAUUUCCCUAUGAGAAUAGUAAGACAAUUGGUGCUAAUUAACUGAAUAAAAGAAAGUGUGCAAGGGAGUCUGGUAGUAGAGGUCAGUGACGCCAUCAUGCAAACGUCCUAUUGAAUUUUUGUUUUAAUGUUUUUGAUUGUUUUGACCACCAAGUAGAGAUUUAGUACAAAGGAUCUAUUGAUUAUUUGCUAUUUGUUUGAAAUAUCUAUAACCUUUGCAAUUCUAGCAAGGCGCUAAAAAAGAGUACAUUUUUCCGUGAAGACGCAAUGAUGUGCUUAGCAGUUCUUUUAUUGAAGCCUAGUCAGUUUGAACUUGUCAAAGCAAGCUCGCUGCAAAUGCAAAAACCGUAGGAUCGGACAUUAUCUUUUCUCUUGCGCAUGCGUAGGGAUUUGUGGGUGAAAACUAGGCUUUUCUGAUCGGAUGUUUACACUUAGUGUGCAAAAGGCUGUGUCGAGUUGGCAUUAUCAUGGCGAUUGUUUCCAUGACGGCGUCUAUUUCGUUCCCUAUAACAGCCCCAAAAAGCAAUGUAAACCCAACUCGACCCAUUCUUUUACUCAACGUCGCAAUGGCAAAUGAUUUGGAGGCAUAAGUACAAGGUCCUAAUAUAACCUUAUACUCAGGCACCACACCCAUUCCAAAAUCUUGGCCUGGACCUUUCAAAAUUGUUCGCGUUAGUGCUUAGAAAGAAUUGUAUUCUCGAGAAUAGUAUUAUUUUUACUCCAAAAGCAUCCUUAUAGCUCAAGCUGUAGAUGACUUGGAAAUGAUAUUCUACAAGUCAACACCCACCCUACCGAUCAGCUCGCAGUCUGAACUAGGCCUUUAACUUUUUAUCAGAGAAGCUAUGUACUAUUUUGAAUGCAAAUAGUUUGCUGCAGAGAAAUAAAAGCCAUUCAAAAACAC
Molecule: messenger RNA, 4558 nt
Organism: Actinia tenebrosa (Australian red waratah sea anemone)
Lineage: Eukaryota; Metazoa; Cnidaria; Anthozoa; Actiniaria; Actiniidae
Product: lysine-specific demethylase 4C
Biological process (GO): chromatin remodeling; regulation of gene expression
Cellular component (GO): chromatin; nucleus
Molecular function (GO): histone H3K36 demethylase activity; histone H3K9 demethylase activity
Source: RefSeq, a predicted model, not a curated record